Molecule: messenger RNA, 2926 nt
Organism: Oenanthe melanoleuca
Lineage: Eukaryota; Metazoa; Chordata; Aves; Passeriformes; Muscicapidae
Gene: SLITRK5
Product: SLIT and NTRK like family member 5
Exons: 2
Coding region: 71-2926 (951 amino acids)
Biological process (GO): positive regulation of synapse assembly; axonogenesis; regulation of presynapse assembly
Cellular component (GO): membrane
Molecular function (GO): protein binding
Source: RefSeq, a predicted model, not a curated record
UGUCAGAUACGGAUGAGACUCCGAAGAUGACCUGCAUGUUUUACAUUUUUCACAAAUUUUGGGAAAUAAAAUGUAUGCUUGCUGCUCUACAGUAACUUUGGAACAGGACCUCAACAAAAAAAUGCAUAUCUGGAUGCUGCAGACGAUCGCAUUUGCUUUAACAUCACUAGUCCUUUCCUGGGCAGAAAGCAUCGAGUAUUAUGGGGAAAUCUGUGAUAAUGCGUGUCCUUGUGAGGAGAAGGACAGCAUCUUAACAGUGAGCUGCGAAAACAGAGGGAUCAUCAGCCUUUUUGAGAUCAGUCCACCAAGGUUCCCUGUUUACCACCUCCUGUUGUCUGGGAACCUUUUGAACAGGCUGUACCCAAACCAGUUUGUAAAUUACACAGGGGCUUCGAUUUUGCAUCUGGGGAGCAAUGACAUACAAGACAUCGAAACCGGGGCCUUUCAUGGUCUGAGAGGUUUAAGGAGGCUGCACUUGAACAAUAACAAGUUGGAACUUUUACGGGAUGACACUUUCCUUGGGCUAGAGAGUUUGGAAUACCUACAGGUCGAUUAUAAUUAUAUUAGCGUCAUUGAACCCAAUGCCUUCAGCAAACUGCAUUUGUUGCAGGUGCUGAUUCUCAAUGAUAACCUCCUCUCCAGUUUGCCCAACAACCUUUUCCGUUUUGUGCCCUUAACUCACCUGGACCUGAGGGGCAACCGGCUGAAGCUGUUGCCCUAUGUGGGCCUCCUGCAGCACAUGGAUAAGGUGGUGGAGCUGCAGCUGGAGGAAAACCCCUGGAAUUGCUCUUGUGAGUUGAUUGCUCUCAAGGAUUGGCUGGACAGUAUCUCUUACUCUGCUCUGGUGGGAGAUGUGGUUUGCGAGACCCCUUUCCGCUUACAUGGUCGAGACCUGGAUGAAGUCUCUAAGCAGGAGCUUUGCCCCAGGAGGCUCAUCUCUGAUUAUGAAAUGAGACCUCAGACACCACUGAGCACUACAGGGUAUUUCCACACUACCCCGGCCUCAGUCAACUCUGUGGCCACUUCUUCUUCAGCUGUUUACAAAUCUCCCUUGAAGCCUCCCAAGGGGACCCGCCAACCCAACAAGACAAGGGUGCGCCCCACCUCCCGCCUGCCCUCAAAAGACCUGGGAUACAGCAACUAUGGCCCCAGCAUUGCCUACCAGACCAAAUCCCCGGUGCCUUUGGAGUGCCCCACUGCCUGCACUUGCAACUUGCAGAUUUCUGACCUGGGCCUCAAUGUCAAUUGUCAAGAGAGGAAGAUUGAGAGCAUUUCUGAACUGCAGCCCAAGCCCUAUAAUCCUAAGAAGAUGUAUUUGACGGAGAACUACAUUGCACUGGUCCGCAGGGCAGAUUUUGUGGAUGCCACUGGGCUGGAUUUACUGCAUCUGGGCAAUAAUCGGAUCUCGGUCAUUCAGGACCGGGCUUUUGGGGAUUUAACUAACUUGCGAAGGCUGUACCUGAACGGGAACCGGAUCGAGCGGCUGAGCCCAGAGCUGUUCUAUGGGCUGCAAAGCCUGCAGUACCUCUUCCUGCAGUACAACGUCAUCCGGGAGAUAGAGGCAGGCACCUUUGAAUCUGUCCCCAACCUUCAGCUCUUGUUUUUGAACAACAAUCUGCUGAGGUCUUUGCCAGGGAACAUUUUUUCUGGUCUGUCUCUCUACAGGCUGAGCCUGCGGAGCAACCACUUCUCCUACCUGCCAGUGAGCGGGGUGCUGGACCAGCUGAAAUCCCUGCUGCAGAUCGACCUGCACGAGAACCCCUGGGACUGCACCUGCGACGUGGUGGGCAUGAAGCUGUGGCUGGAGCAGCUCAACACCGGUGUCCUGGUGGACCAGGUUAUCUGUGAGUCCCCUAAGAAGUUUGCCCAGAGCGACAUGCGGGCGGUCCGGGCGGAGCUGCUGUGCCCCGACUACUCGGACAUCGUGGUCUCCACGCCCACGCCGUCCCCGGGCCAGCUGCCGGCCAGGACCACCCCCUCCUCCUCCACCGUGCGCCUCAACGGCACGGCGGCGGCGGGCGGCUCCGCGCCCGCGGGCGGCGCCGGCGGCGGCAGCUCCUCCGUGCCGCUCUCGGUGCUGAUCCUCAGCCUGCUGCUCGUCUUCAUCAUGUCCGUCUUCGUGGCGGCGGGGCUCUUCGUCCUGGUGAUGAAGCGGCGCAAGAAGGGCCAGGGCGACCACGCCAGCGCCAACAACUCCGACGUGAGCUCCUUCAACAUGCAGUACAGCGUCUACAGCGGAGGCGGCCACCACCACCACCCCCACCUGCAGCAGCACCCGCCCCACCGCGGCGGCGGCGGCGGCGGCGGGGGCGCGGCGCUGCCCAAGGUGAAGACGCCCGCCGGCCACGUCUACGAGUACAUCCCGCACCCCCUGGGCCACAUGUGCAAAAACCCCAUCUACCGCUCCCGGGAAGGCAACUCGGGCGAGGAUUACAAAGACCUUCACGAGCUCAAGGUGACCUACAGCAGCCACCCGCUGCCCCCCGGGGGAGGCGCGCCGCCGCCGCCCGCGCCCGGCGGGGAGGAGGCGCCGGCGCGCAGCCCCGCGUACAGCGUGAGCACCAUCGAGCCGCGGGAGGAGCUGCUCUCGCCCGUGCAAGACGCCGAUCGCUUUUACAGGGGCAUUUUGGAGCCCGACAAACACUCCCCCUCCACGCUGGGUACGCCCGGCUCCACCCUCCCCGACUACCCCAAGCUCCCCGCCGCCUACACCUACUCCCCCAACUAUGACCUUAGGCGUGCCCACCAGUACUUGCACCCGGGCCCGGGGGACGCCCGGCUCCGGGAGACGGUGCUCUACAGCCCCCCGAGUACUGUCUAUGUAGAGCCCAACAGGAACGAGUACCUGGAGCUAAAAGCAAAACUAAACGCAGAGCCGGACUACCUCGAAGUGCUGGAAAAACAGACCACAUUCAGCCAGUUCUGA